CUGUUGCAUGCCGGUCGCGCUCGCGCGGAGACGCCGGUAGCGUUGUCCUGCCGGUGUCCUUGCCUGCGAGGAGGCUUCCUUCCUAGUCGGCGGGCGAUGUCCUGAGCCUCGUCGGCCUAGGGCGCGUUCACGGACCCGCAGCAGCCGAUCACAGCUUUCGUGAAGAGCCCGCGGGCCGAUGACGCUGGCGGCGGGAAUGGGCGGCAGGCUGCGCUCGGCGCCGCCCCCGACCUCCCCCUGGCGGCUGGCGGCGGGCCCGCCCUCGCUGCCCGCCCCCAGGCACCCGGAGACGGAGGAGGAGUACCAGGCGCUGUACCAGGACCGCAUCUUCCUGGCGCAGUCGCAGCAGAUCUUCCCCAUGAAGGAGGACCUGGCCGACUGGAUCAACAAGGCGCUCGGUAUCGAGUACCUGACCGGGGAGAACUUCCUGGACAUGCUGGACAACGGAGUGCUGGUAUGCCAGUUGGCCAGGGUUAUACAAGAGAGGGCGCACCAGGCGGUCAGCGCCGGGACCACUCCCGGGCCGGUGCCCACGAUAGCGCGGCGACUCUGGAGCACCGCCAGCAGAGGCAGCUUCUUCGCGCGGGACAACAUGGACAACUUCAUACAGUUCUGCCAGAGACUGGGCGUGCACCCCAACUUGCUCUUCGAGAGCGAUGACCUGGUGCUGCAGAACCGGCCGCGCAGCGUGGUGCUGUGCCUGCUGGAGGUGGCGCGCAUCGCGGCGGCGCGCUAUGCCGUCGAGCCGCCGGGGCUGGUGCAGCUCGAGAAGGAGAUCGCCGCUGAGGAGGAGGAGUCGGCCGCCAACUACCACUCCGACUCGGGCCUGUCGCACAGCUCCUUCAUGUCCUGGCAGUUCCAGCCGUCGCCCGCCGUCACGCCGCGCCACGACAGGAUGCGCCACAGCAGCUCGUCGUCGGCCAUCGGCAGCGCGGGCCGGCAGGGGCGCGCCCCGGUGGCGCGGCCGCGCAGCAGCGACCGGCGCAGCCUGGUGCUGACGGGGGCGGAGCGCCGGCAGAACGGGGCCGGGCGCGAGCAGGAACCGCGCCGCCCGGCCAGCGAGGGCGACGCCGCGCCCAACGGGGGCGGAGCGGCGAGCGACGGCGCGCCCAGCGACACGCUCGAGGACGACUGGUCGCGCGCCAGCAGCGAGGAGCCAGAGCCGGAGACCGACGAGGAGCCCAGCGAGCUGGACCGCAGGGUGCAGCAGGCGACUCGCACGGCUCAGCGCCAGUGCCAGUGCCCCACCAGCCAGUGCCGCAAGCUCAAGGUCAGGAAGGUCGGCGAGGGCAAGUACAACAUCGCGGGAAGGAACGUCUUCAUUCGCCUGCUGAAGGGGCGCCACAUGAUGGUGCGAGUGGGCGGCGGCUGGGACACGCUGGAACACUUCCUGCUGCGCCACGACCCGUGCCAGGUGAAGGUCGUGCCGCGCGACAAGUCUGCCUCCCCCUACCUGCACAUCCAGGCCAAGUACCGCAGCCCCCCGCCCGCCGACCACGUGGGGCGCUAGCUGGCGCGUCCGCGCACCCCCUUCCACCUCCCGGUCCCCCCGGCACGCCUACAACCACGCGCCAGUGUCGCCCGCACGGACCACUUCGCACUGCUGCUCGUCUGCACGACCCUCUCAGUUCUCGGUCAGUCAUUUGUUCCGGUGUCUUCUGGACUGAGGGGCGCAACAACAGGGGGGGGGGGGGGGGGGCAAGGGGUAUUUUGCCCCCCCUCCUCUGAAACCUUGGAAGUAGGGGCAAACGGGUGCAAACACGGUGCUGUGUAAUCAAUUUUUAGAUGAUAAAACUGCUUAAAUAGCACCAUUUUCCAACCUUGAAAUACAAAUUUUUGUCGGCGGAAGACACCCCGGACCCCCCUCCCCCCCGCUUCAAUAGGGGGGGGGGGAUCGUUGAUUCUUUAUAAAAAAGGUAUGUUGCCCCCCCCCCCCCCCCCCCCCCCUUGGAAAUUUAGUUGUUGCGCCCCUGCUUCUGUUCAAUCUCACCUUCUGUGGAAUCGUACUACUAAAAGCGUUGGAUAGUGUGAAGCUAUUUUCAGCCUUUUUUUUUUUUUUUUUUUUUUAAACAACCAGCAUAAAAAUGUUUGUAAAAUAAAGAAAAUUUAUGCUAACCUCACACGGGGCUGCAGAGAAGUGGAGUAGAAUUGCAGUAAAGUGUGAAACUGGAGGGUGUGCAUUUUCUAUCGGUUCAGAGAGGAUGUUGUUGUCGGACAUGUGGGCAUCCAAUGACUUGCCUGAGAUGAACAUAUGCUUAUCACAGAGUUAAGUCGCGAAACGAGAAGGCCUCCGGCUGGAGUUGAUCCAGCAAGACUUACCGGCAGCUGCAAGAUGUCGCCAGCUCUCACUCAGACCGUACGAGGAGUCAGACUCUAGUGCCGAGUAGUAGUCGCGUUGUGCUUGGAGCGGGUAACUUGCGUCUUGCUCGUGAUGUCGCGAGUGGUUGAAAUGCUUGCCGUUGAUCGAUGGUCCGUGCAUCUUCCGCGGGCAAGCUUUGAUGCACCAUUGAAACAGUUUGCCAGCAGACAACGCAUUUUAAUUAUGUUUACAGUUUCAUGUCCUUUUUCUGCAUCUAGUUAAGAAGUUUCCCUUAAAAUGUCCAUUUAAAUUUUCUUGGCACAAUUUUAAUUUGAAAAAGUUUACCAUUCUUAUGGUGAUCAACUAUGAAAAAAAAAAAA
Bacillus rossius redtenbacheri is the source of this 2679-nucleotide messenger RNA. RefSeq names its product growth arrest-specific protein 2-like. Lineage: Eukaryota; Metazoa; Arthropoda; Insecta; Phasmatodea; Bacillidae. Gene Ontology annotation, biological process: actin crosslink formation. Bases 179 to 1510 code for a protein of 443 amino acids. Gene Ontology annotation, cellular component: actin filament. The transcript has 8 exons. Gene Ontology annotation, molecular function: actin filament binding; cytoskeletal adaptor activity; microtubule binding. The record is from RefSeq and is a predicted model, not a curated record.